AUGAUGAACCACAACCACUCCCGUUAUCAAGUCCGUCUUGAUUUCAUUCAUAGGUUACUGAGUGAACAUUUUGGUCUGCCGGAUACCGAAGUUACGCCAAUCGCAUACGACCCCGAGUGUCCAUUCAAAUACAAUAACUUUGUCUAUCGAAUUUCCCUUUCGGCGCCUCUCAACAAGCAGAUCGAGACAUGUCAGGUUCAGCCUGGCUGUGUUCCUAUCCCCCGUGGUAGCAGUAAGCUGAUUCUUCGUCUCACAAAUCCCGAUGCCCAAGGCAUGGGUUCAGCAAAUCGUGUUGAAAAUGAAGUCGCCAUCAUCACUCUAGCCGCGGCUGCGCUAGGCUCAAUCUUCAAGCCCCACAUUGUACCCCAUCUAUAUGGCUGGUCUGGGAGCAGGUCCGCCCAGGGAGACCAUCAGCAAGGUUGGAUCCUCCAGGAACUUAUUUCUGGAAGCCCUCUUGAUGAAUGCCUAGAUAGCAUGGAUCUUGAAGAUAAGAAAAGGGUAUUUGCGCAGAUCGCAAAGGUCCUCAAAUGUCUUCAAGAAUUUCCUCUACCAAGUUCUAUCACCCAUUUUGGAGGACUCACCUUUGACGCCAAUGGAGAAAUUAUCAGUGCUCCGAUGACCAGCACUGGCAUCGGACCUUGGUCUUCCUACGAAGCUUCAUUCAAAGCACGCCUUGAGCAAGCUCUCAGGGAAGCCGACGAGAAUCAAUACAUCCAGGGUUGGCAUGCAAACGGAGUUCGCGCUCGGCUGGAGACAUUUGUGGAGCAUGGACUCCCAUCGGGAUUUGAGCCGCUUGACUCACGCGAGCAGAGGGCCAUCAUUCACGCAGACUUCAGUGAGUAUCUCUCCCUUAAUAUCUUGUUUGUCACUGGUCCUCAUACAUAUCCCCUCACAGCGCCAAGUAAUAUCUUGUUCGAUGCCUCCUCGGGGCAUAUAACCGGAAUAAUCGACUAUGACUUUUCUUGUACUCUUCAUCCAUCCUACGAGUUUCUACGAUCCUUUUCAGGCCUUGGUGGCCAGUUUCGUGGCUGGUCUGGUGUUGAGGGUCAUGAACAAAAGGCGCUUAAAGACGCUAAACUCAACUGUUUCCCGGAUACUUUUCCAGAUGAGAAAGACAAAGAGAGUCUGGUACAAUGGAAGGUUGCUAAAGUCUGGGAGGACAAGUUGGAAAGGGCGGGUUGCAAGCGCCCAAGCACGAUGCCGGGAAUUGAUAGAGUGGCCGACGUCGACGCCCUUCUUAGCUCCAUUCUCCCCUGGCGUGUGACCAAUUCUGAUAUUUUGCGUAGACAAUCAGAUGAGGUCAUUCGAAAAUGCCGCGAUGACAAUGAAGGGGUUUUGAUCAAAAUUUUGGAGCACAAUGGGUUUUAG
Messenger RNA from Penicillium verhagenii, 1368 nucleotides. Its product is annotated as phosphotransferase family protein. The record is from RefSeq and is a predicted model, not a curated record. The transcript has 2 exons. The coding region runs from base 1 to 1368 and encodes 455 amino acids. NCBI's taxonomy places the organism in Eukaryota, Fungi, Ascomycota, Eurotiomycetes, Eurotiales, Aspergillaceae.